AUGUCGGUAACCACGACAGACAACCCGGUGACCUCAACCAUCAGCGAAACGCUCCAGGACUACGAGAUCCACCUCACAGGCGAGCAAGACCUGCCGCCGCGACAUGUCUGGGUGCCAUUGACAGACCACCAACCUCCGCCCGUCGACAACCCCGUCGGCUGGGACAACGCGCAUCGCGGCGUGCCCAACUAUCGACCCGUCAACACUCAGCUAGACUUCGCACAGCGACCUUACGGCUCGAAUGGCGUUGAGACGGGCUUUGUUUUUCUGAUGCUCAACGGCGUCUGGCUCACUGGUACGGCUAAUUGGCUAUGGAGGUCAACGGCCGGCAAGGUCACCAACACAGUCUGGAGGUGGAAAGUUGGAGGAGAGUUCUAA
Molecule: messenger RNA, 378 nt
Organism: Neoarthrinium moseri
Lineage: Eukaryota; Fungi; Ascomycota; Sordariomycetes; Amphisphaeriales; Apiosporaceae
Exons: 2
Coding region: 1-378 (125 amino acids)
Source: RefSeq, a predicted model, not a curated record